UAGCAUUUACGGUUUGGGCGAAGAACAUUGACUACUUGUAAAAUCUGAUGAUUCUAUCUCAUCGAAGUUCUUCCCCUUCCUUUCUGGUUGUUUCCUCAGUAAAGCCUGUGCUUGCUGCUUAGAUAGGUGUUUUGUUGUACAUUUCGAUUUUGGGUUCCUAUCCAUCGGAGCUGUUCCUACUAAAAAAAGAAACUCGUGUGGAUUUAAAAUGCCCCGAGGGCAGAUUAAUUUAAAAUGUUCCAAGUAGCAUCGCUACCGCUGAAUACCCCCGGGCUACCUAUCGGCCUAUCACUCUCCCACCCACUCGGUGACUCACCCACCAUGACGAGGCUCCUCGUCGCGGCGUGCCUCGCUGCCGUUCUCGCCGUGGCCUGGCCCUGCCGGUGCCACGAGGCUGCCGAGCAUGCGGCGGCGCUGCCGCGGUCGCUGUCGACGUCGUCGCGGUGGAUCGUGGACGAGCGCGGGCGGCGCGUGAAGCUGGCGUGCGUGAACUGGCCGUCCCACCUGGAGCCGGUGCUUGCGGAGGGCCUUGGCCACCGCCCGCUGGGCGCCAUCGCGGCCGGCGUCGCCGCCAUGGGGUUCAACUGCGUGCGCCUCACCUGGCCGACGUUCCUGGCCACCGACGACUCCUACGCCUCCCUCACCGUGGCGGAGUCCCUGCGGCGGCUCAACCUGACGGGCGCGCUCGCCGGCGUCGGGGCCAACAACCCCGGCGUGGCGGACCUCAGCCUCGUCGACGCGUUGGGCGCCGUGGUGCGCGCCCUGGGCGCCAGCGGCGUCAUGGUGAUCCUGGACAACCACGUGAGCCGCCCCGGCUGGUGCUGCCGCGCCAACGACGGCAACGGAUUCUUCGGCGACGCCGACUUCGAUCCGGAGGUGUGGAUCGACGGCCUCGCCAAGAUGGCCGCCAUGUUCGCCGGCGCGGACAACGUCGUCGGCAUGAGCAUCCGGAACGAGCUCAGGGGCCCCCGGCAGAACACCGACGACUGGUACAGGUACAUGCAGCGCGGCGCCGAGGCGGUGCACGCGGCGAACCCGCGUGUUCUCGUCAUCCUCUCCGGCCUGAACAACGACAACGACUUGAGCUUCCUCAACCAACGCCCCGUCCACCUAAGCUUCUACCACAAGGUGGCUUUCGAGGUGCACUGGUACAGCUUCUCCGACCCGCACCAGUGGACCGGCGGGAACGCCAACCGUGUGUGCGCGCGCGUCGCGGCGAGCGUGGCGCGGCGCACGCUCUACCUGCUGGACCGUGGCUGGCCCGUGUUCUUGAGCGAGUUCGGCGUCGACAACCGCGGCGGCAACGCCGCCGACAACCGGUACUGGGGCUGCGUCGCCGCCGCGGCCGCCGGUCUGGACCUGGACUGGGCGCUCUGGGCGCUGCAGGGGAGCUACUACCUCCGGGAGGGCGUCGCGGGGCACGACGAGGCGUACGGGGUGCUCGACCACGCCUGGCUCCGGGCGCGCAACGGCACGGCGCUGCGCAGGCUCCGCGCCCUGCAGCGCCCGUUCCGGGGCCCCGGCCUCGCGGAGGCGCCGCCGUACCAGGUUCUGUUCCACCCGGCGACGGGGCUGUGCGUGGUGCGGCGCCGCCCGCCGGCGCUGCCGCUGGACCUGGCCCUGCCGGAGCAGCCGCUGGAGCUGGGCCCGUGCAACGAGACGGAGGCGUGGGAGUACAACCGGGAGCACAGGCUGGUGCUGCGGGACACUUGGCUCAGGCUGUGCCUCCGCGCUGAUGGCGCCGGCCGGCCGGUGCGCCUCGGCCUGGGACGCGCGGGGUGCGCCGGCGCUCAGGCCCGGUGGCUCCUCGCGUCGGACUCGAAGCUUCACGUUGCCGUUGAGGUGCGGCCGUCCUCGUCGAGGAGCGAGAUGCUCUGCCUCGACGUCGGGGCGGACGGCCGGAGCAUCGUCACCAACCGGUGCCGGUGCCUGAGCGGCGGCGGCAGCGGAUGCGACCCGGAGAGCCAGUGGUUCAAGCUGGUGAGCAGCACGAGGAAGGUGGUGGCGAACAACAGCACACUCGCACAACUGCUGCUUUCAAUGCUUAAAUACUUGGAGGUUUUGUUGUUGAGCUUGUUUUGAUCAGCAUCGAUAGAUCCGACAUAAUUGGGAUGUGAAGCUAACUAAAUAACAUGUUUCUCCGGCUGCCAUAUUGUCCAACAAUGAAAUAGAGCAGUAUUCUUGGGGUA
Panicum virgatum (switchgrass) is the source of this 2189-nucleotide messenger RNA. Its product is annotated as glycosyl hydrolase 5 family protein-like. NCBI's taxonomy places the organism in Eukaryota, Viridiplantae, Streptophyta, Magnoliopsida, Poales, Poaceae. The transcript has 2 exons. Bases 235 to 2082 code for a protein of 615 amino acids. The record is from RefSeq and is a predicted model, not a curated record. Gene Ontology annotation, molecular function: hydrolase activity, hydrolyzing O-glycosyl compounds.